AUGAUUAUCUAAAACUUGUAAUUCGAAGAAAUAAUAAUUAAACCAAAGAGUAUUAAAAACAAAAACGCUAUUAAAGAGAAGCUUUAAUCAGAUAAAGUAGAAGAGAUUGAUAUAAAUGAAAUACCACCUUCUCAAAUACUUGAAUUAUUUCCAAAUCAUGUUACUUUAUCAAGUACAAACAUCCUUAGUGAAUUAUUGAAUACAAAUUUGUCCGAUGAUUGCCUAUAUAAAAUCUUAGGGAUCUUAGUUUAAUGGGACAACUAAAAUAAUGUCGAUUUUACAAAGUUAUAUAAGCAAUUAUUUUAUUCACCAAUGUAAUUAUAUUUAUAUAAUUUAUAGUUGUAAGAGCAUUCUAUCAACCAAUUUAAAUUAUAGUAGUGAGAAUCUAAUAAUUAUUGUUAAUCAAUUGAUUUCUGUCUUUUAGUCAGCCAUUUGUGACGAACCUUCUAAAAUUGAAAAUGUAUUUGUUUUAAUCCAUUAAUAUAGAUCACCUCAUGGAUAUCUGUUCUUGUUGAGAAUAAUAAAUUAACUAUGCCAAAAAAAGAAACAUAGAAAUUAUUGGAAUUAUUGAAACAAUAUUAAAAUUAUUAAGAGUCCAUUAGAAAUAUCAAGCGUCUUAUUAAUUUUAGUCCAGUCCAAUAGAAGAGAGAGAAUAAAGUAACCUAAGUUUAUUUUUGA
Molecule: messenger RNA, 678 nt
Organism: Paramecium octaurelia
Lineage: Eukaryota; Ciliophora; Oligohymenophorea; Peniculida; Parameciidae
Source: the annotation of a GenBank genome assembly